CAGAAGCAGCUUCGUACGGUUCGAGCUGUCAUCGUCGUUAGUGUACGAAAAUUACGGGUAUGGUAUACCGCUUCUCUGUAAGUUGACUUUAGUCGUUCACGCAUCGAAGGAAAGUUUCACGAUCGAAAAAGUCGUAUAAGUAUUUGUGCACGAGACAACUGUUCCGUGUCCACGAGAGCCAGGAGAAUCAUUCGACAUUGAUCAGCGUCGCACGUUCGGAAACAGUCAAAGAGUACACAUGUCGUGAAUUACAGCUGUCAUUCCGGAAGAGUAAACAGAACGAGUUUUCGUCCUCCGACUCGGACACACGCGUGUUUAAAAUGUCCGUAACCGAGGAAAGAAUUCAAGAACUGAAUAAACGAUUUCUCGAGUUCGUGAGCAAAAGUGAAAAUGUUGAAUCGGCUACGAAAGAAAUUUACGAAGAUUUACUCGACGAGGUCUUGAUGGGUUUUGUUUUCGAUGUACAUCGAACUACGAAAACGGGUAGUUCCGAUGUCGAGGAGGGUAUACCCGAUGACGAAUCGUAUGCCAUUAUAGAUUCCCCAGGAUUGGACGUGUUCGGACAGCACCCUGUCAAGAAAUCUCAAGAAUGCAAUUGCCCGAAUUGCGAUCGGGGAGUGGCAGCUUGUCGUUUUGCAACGCAUUUAGAAAAAUGCAUGGGCAUGGGACGAAACAGUUCGCGAAUCGCGUCGAGGCGUAUAGCGAAUAACUCGAAGGAUCUCAGCAACUUCGGCGGUGUAAUAAGCGACGACGACGACGACGUCGAUUGGAGUUUAAAUAAUGAUAAACGUAAACGUAGAAAAGAUCGUAAUGGUAUCAAGAGAACAAAACAACAGAAGAAUAAUCAGAGAAACGGGGACAGCAUGAACGAACAUAUUCAUAGCAGCAAUGAAAAUUCUCCAUCAAACUAUGAGAACAUGUCCUUGGAGGAUAAGAGAAUUUUGUUAACACAAAUUUGUGGUGUAAUAUCGGAACACACUAAGAAAUUGUGCACAAGAUCUAUGCGUUGUCCACAGCACACAGAAGAUCAAAGAAAAGAGAUGAGGGCAAAUUUAGAAUCUGGUAUUAAUACACAAACUGCUCAAGAUAAUCUUCAUGUAGAUGUAGACACCUAUGAAGAGGGUGACGGACAGAAUUUAAGGGAAGCUUUGGCUCGUUGGGAUCGGGAAGGCUCGAGUCAUUCAAGCCCAGCAGAUUCUACGUCUACUACAUCAACUUCAUCUAUCAGUAGAAAACGAGAAACAAAGACAAAAGGCAAGGGCAAAGGAUCCAAGCGUGACCGUGGUUCCCCUAUUUCUCAAGGCGAUUGAAAUAUUGUAUCUAAUUUAUUUUCUAGGUGUAUAAACUGUCUGACAGAAAAAGUUGUGUAAUGUUAAUGUUCCUAUGCUUGUACAAAGCUUCAAAAAUACAUUG
Molecule: messenger RNA, 1413 nt
Organism: Dufourea novaeangliae
Lineage: Eukaryota; Metazoa; Arthropoda; Insecta; Hymenoptera; Halictidae
Gene: Sgf11
Product: ataxin-7-like protein 3
Exons: 2
Coding region: 321-1310 (329 amino acids)
Biological process (GO): positive regulation of DNA-templated transcription; regulation of transcription by RNA polymerase II
Cellular component (GO): SAGA complex; DUBm complex
Molecular function (GO): transcription coactivator activity
Source: RefSeq, a predicted model, not a curated record